Molecule: messenger RNA, 2197 nt
Organism: Dermacentor albipictus
Lineage: Eukaryota; Metazoa; Arthropoda; Arachnida; Ixodida; Ixodidae
Product: protein IWS1 homolog
Source: RefSeq, a predicted model, not a curated record
UUGUUAGGCACAUUGGUUCUGAUAUGCAGCUCAUCGCUAGGGAAGACAGACUCAUCGUCGUGCUCAAGCGAAAGCCUGCCGAACUUCAUGGAUCUUGACAAAUGUAUUGUCAUUCCAGAGGAUCUCUGCACAAAUCCUGACAUGCUGAUGCCGUUCACUGAAAGCCUGAUAAGUUGUGCGGUUGCAGCCAUUUCCGACUUGGAACUGCCGUCAAAGUUAUUCCUGAUGGAAGGGAUCGUGGAGAAUGUUCUGAAGAGCUUCGGUUUUGGAAAGAUCACGAGUGCUCUAUUUGGAGUCUGCAAGGCAGUAGGAGGCAUAAUGGACACACUGGACAACCUCAGCCUUGGAAUACUUAGUACCGUCAUUGAUCCCUUGAAGAAGGCUGUCGUACUCCUGCCGCUCCCAGACUGCUCGGCCAACAGCAUAAAAGGAUCAGUGAAGUGCGGCGAUCGCAUAAAAGUCAGCCUACCCAGUUCCCUCAAAGCGAAGGAGUGCUUCAAACACGUGAAGGGGACGUGCAACCUGAUCAAGGCAAACAAGGGCCCCGCACUCGUGGACCUCUUUGAGACCAUCAACUGCCUUAGUGAGAAGGCAUUCGAUGCCACAACGCCAGAGGGUAUCACUGGUCUUGCCUGCAGCGUGAUGAGUGGCUGGGCCAAGAACGCCAGGAUCUUGGAAGGUCUUCCAAAGCUGCUGCCUCUCCCUAUACCACUGCUUGGAAUAGGAGGCAGCUCCACUUCUAGCUCUUCACCAUCUCAAGAUGACGAAUCCAAAGGACUCCUUUCCAACGUGUUGGACGUUGUUACCGACCCAUUGUCAAUACUGAAGCCACACGGAGAUUCUGACAGUGAUAAGUCAACUGGUCUUGUUUCAAGUGUGUUGGAUGCUGUUACGAAUCCUUUGGACAUGCUUACAGACCCAUUGUCAAUACUGAAGCCCAACGGAGAUUCUGACAGCGAUAAGCCAACUGGUCUUGUUUCAAGUAUUCUGGAUGCUGUUACGAAUCCUUUGCAAGGCUUGGGCUCACAAGAGGACGAUUCCUCGGCUGACAAGCCUAAAGGGCUCGUAUCAUCUGUGCUCGACGCUGUUACUAAUCCUCUGUCAGCGCUAGACAUCCAACAUGACGAAGACUCUGCCGGAGAUAACGAAAAACCCAAGGGGUUAAUAUCGACCGCCUUGGAUGCUCUCACACCGAGUCAUCAACAGGAUGACGAUUCCAACGACAGUGACAAGCCAAAGGGCCUAAUUUCCGGGAUGUUGGAUGCUAUUACAAGUCCUGUCUUGGAUUUGGGCUCUCAAACAAAAGACGAUUCGGGAUCUUCAGAAGACAGCGACAAGCCCCAAGGCCUGCUUUCCAGUGUGUUGGGAAUUGGCUCAAAGCAUGACGACGACUCGAAGUCGCAAGAUACGCCAGAAUCAACUUCAGAGGAUAAACAGCCACACGGACUUCUUUCCAACUUAUUUGGAAUUGUGGGUCGCUAGUCCUUACUAUGCUGAUUUGCAAACCAAUGAAAGCGUUUUUCGUUUUUUCAGAUAGGUGGACGGGCUAACCAAACUAAACAGAUUUGUAAAAAGUAUUCGCGCCUUGCUUUUCGCGCGAUGAUUGGAGAAACGAUAUCAGUAAGGUGCUGAUACACACAUCUAGACACCAAAAGAAAUGUUCACGUGCGGGUGGCUAUGUCUUUUUCUUUGGCCGCAUUAAAUUGAUGGUUUAUCAUCGUUCGUUCCCUCAGGCGUUGAAAACACGUAUACUGAGUUACAAUUUAUUAUUCAGCAGUUUAAUUGCUAAUACUGCUCUCUCUAAAAGAGACAGACGUACACCAUCCAGCAUAUUCAGGAGUAAAGCACAGAACAUUUUAUCUGUCGUAUAUGUAAUUUCAUGAGUUAUUGUUGAAAAUUGCUAUUAUGAGAUUUGUUUUAUGGCGUUCCCUCCAUCAAACCCUUAGAGGUUCUGCAGGAAAACAUGAUCGCCACUUUGUUUUCGGGCUUGAGUCAAUAUGAAAAAGAGAAUACAAUGUUCUCCUGAAGACGCAAAAUAUCUAUGCCUAAGGCUUGCUUGAAGGAGCCAUAAAAAGUUAAUGCUGUGGAAGCAGCUUUACGUUUUUUAUGUCAGUGGGAUUACCCCUUGAAGCCAAAAUUAUUGAGCCAGCUGUUUUUUACUUGCAGCAAAUUUAAAUAUAUGUACUUAUUAAAAAUG